GGGGGAGGGGGUGUGUCGUCUGAUGCAGCUGCAGUGGCAGCGUCAACGACAACAACACUGGCAAACAGUAGCAAAGGGGGGCGGAACAAGUAACAACAACGUAUAGUGACAUUGCAGACUUACAAAAGACAUUUUCUAGUAGGUUUUCGGUUUAGUUGUGAGAAGAGCACUGCCAAGACACAAUGACUACCAAUAUGGAAUUGGGCAUUACAAAGUGGUGUGAAAGCAUAGAGUCUUCCAGUAAUUUUGAACGCUGGAUGGGUGAACUGCCAGACUGCUUAAAAUCCAUACCAAUCACUUAUUUGGCUAUACCAGGAACUCACGAUUCAAUGAGCUGUGGAAUUUCUAAGGCCUCAGGUAUUUCACCAGAUUCAACAGCCGUUGUUAAAGUCUUGGGAAAAUUCCUUGGACCAUUAGUGAAGCCGAUUGUUCUCAAGUGGUGUGUGACACAGCACAGAGCGAUGGAAGAGCAACUUAUUGCUGGAAUCCGGUACUUUGAUCUAAGAAUAGCUGUCCACAAACCUAGUGGUCAACUCCAAUUCGUGCAUGGGAUGUACGCCCAAGAGAUAACCCAGCCAUUCUUGGAAAUUAAAAAUUUCCUUUUAAGUCAUGAGCAGGAAAUUGUUGUUCUUGAUAUACAACAUUUUUAUGACUUUACCUGUGAAGACCACAAAAAACUUCAGAGCUUUUUUCACAACCACUUUGGAAAUAUGAUGUGUCCAUUAACCAUGGACAAACACAUUUCAGAGAUUACUCUGAGAUGGAUGAUCGAGCAACAUUAUCAAGUAAUUAUUAUUUACCGCGAUCGAAUGGGACAUGGAGAUUCUCAGCUGUGGCCCAGUCAAAGCUGGCCCACACCCUGGCCCCAGACAACUUCAGUUCAGAACAUGAUUUCAUUUUUACAGAAUGGGCUCUCUCAUCGGCCUUCAAAUGCAGGAUAUGUUACGCAGUGUGUAUUGACCCCCAAUGUGUGGUUUGUGAUUCGUCAUCCUCUUUCAAACCUGCUGAAUAAAUGUGCUGCCCCAUGUAAUUAUUCUAUUAUUUCAUGGCUGGAACAACAGCAACCUGGUCAAAAGGGUGUGAAUGUUGUCAUAACAGACUACUUUGAUUUUGACCCAGCCAAGUUUCCAUUUGUAAAAACAGUUGUCCUGCUGAACCGCAAACAUGAGCUGCAUUGUCACAUAUAGCAACUGGUAUUGCAGAUGAAGAUUAAAACAGUUUGUGCGUAAAUGCUCAAUCUCUUUGGAAAAUUGUAAUUGAAGCAUGUAGACCGACUUUUGCAUUUUCUUUGUGCAUGAAUUUUUUUAUAAAGUAUUAUAUUUAUUAAUUUUAAUGUUCAAACCAAAGCUUUGUACACACAUUAAUAUUUCAGGAUCUAAAAUUUUAUAAAUUUAAGUGGGUAUAGUAUUUUAAGUUCAAAACAAGCCAAAGCAACAAGUUAAAUUAGAUUGUAGUCACUUAGCCAUUGAAUCUAAUUAUGGAAUAUUAAGAUUGAUGUAGUGACUGGUAUAUUGUGAUAAAGCUGUUUUUUACAGUUUUCUUUUUUUAAUGUGAUGAUUUUAUGUGCUGUUUAAUUGUCAUUCCAAAACAGAUUGUUAUCUUAUGCCUCUGAUGUGUUUUUGUGGGCUUUGUGGCUGUGAGCUGUGAUAUAAGCCAGUUAGGUUUGGUUCACUUUGAGGUAUUUUAAACUAGUGCUUGCUGAUUCUUGCUAAUGAAAUGUGAUAAACUGGCUUACAAGUCGAUUUCAUGUUAAAAUACUGAAUGGUGUUUUGAUGCAUGUAUGUACUACCUUCACAAGAGGAAAGGAUUCGUCAAAUAAAAAAUGUUUUCCUCUUUUGA
Molecule: messenger RNA, 1839 nt
Organism: Thrips palmi
Lineage: Eukaryota; Metazoa; Arthropoda; Insecta; Thysanoptera; Thripidae
Product: PI-PLC X domain-containing protein 3
Exons: 5
Coding region: 183-1187 (334 amino acids)
Biological process (GO): lipid metabolic process
Molecular function (GO): phosphoric diester hydrolase activity
Source: RefSeq, a predicted model, not a curated record